GUUAGAUUAUUAGAUCGCAGUCCCAAAUGGUGGCAGCGCGACCUUGAUUUCUGAUUUAAAAGUCAGUCUGAGGUUUUAGGCGAACUAAAAGUUUAUUAUGUUGGCGUAAUUAUGGUUGUCUUACUCAGACCUCGAUAGAGAAGCGAGCCACUACAUUAUGCUUCUUCGUACGUCAUAAGAUAAAAUAGAGCGACGUGUCUAUCGAUAACCUAUGUCGUCCGCAACGUAGUAGGCUAGUACAUCUGAAAAGAAGAUGCCUUCUUGAACAGGUGAUCCCUUGAGAUAUUGAAGGAUCCGCGAUUAGCAUCCAUAAUAUAAAGUAAUUAACAUAUAAUUAGUGAUUCUGCUCAAUAGGAAAAGAAGAGGGGCACUCUAUAAUACAAAGUAAUUAACCUAAGUACACCGAACACUUCCUAUAUUCAUGGCUGGCUAGUCUUUGAGGGCUUUUGGUAAGAACUAGGGUUGGCCAUUCGGUUAUCGGUUGCCGGUUAACCGGCCGGUUAAACCGAUAACCGGCGGUUACCGGUUAACCGGUAAUCGAAAAACAAUAGCUCGGGCGGUUGGCGGUAGAAGGAUUGAGGUGGCCGGUUAACCGGCUAACCGAGGUGAAUAACUGCCGGUUAAACCGACUAACCGGCGCUCUCACUCACCUCCUAAAACGACGCCGCGUCUCCUAAGGGCUAAAUCCCUAAACCGACAAACCCAGUCCUAUCGUCCUCACCAUCGCGAUUCGAGAUUUCCAGUCUCCCUCUCCCUCACUCAGUCACUCACCCCGCCGCCGCCGCCCUCACUCUCCCAGCCGCCGCGCAUCUCCCUCACUCUCUCCCUGCCGCGCGCCGCCGCCGGCCCUCUCACUCUCUCCCUGUCGCGCGGCUGCCCCUGCCGUCGCCGACCCUCUCCCUCACUCUCUCCCUGCGGCCGACGCCACCAUCUCUGUCCCACCUCCUCGAAGCCAGUCGUCGCCAGCCCGCCAUCCCGACGACAAGCUGAUGUGAGUGAGACCUCCCACUCCAAGUCUCCAGUCAACGGUCUACCGAGUCAACAUGCCCCCGGGCCCUUUCAUCUCCACCAACCCUUGCGUCAUCGUCCUGCUCGACGGGAAAAGCUUCCCCAUCCUCUUCGAUCUGUCGAAAGUCGAGAAGAAGGAUCUCUUCACUGGAACCUACAUGCCCUCCACGGAUCUCACCGGCGGGUACCGAAUCCUGUCCUACCUCGACCCCUCCGAAUCCAAUCACGCCAAGCUCAAGCAAUUGCUCUUCAAUUUGAUCAAAUCCCGUCGCGAAUUCGUCAUCCCCGAGUUCAAUUCGGCCUUCACCGAGCUUUUCGAGGUGCUGGAGUACGAUAUCGCGACGAAAGGGAAAGCAGAGUUCGCCGACCCGAACGAGCAGGCCACUUUCAAUUUCCUCUCGCGCGCCUUCUUCGGCGUGAGGCCGAUCGACACAGCGUUGGGGAAGGACGCGCCGACGGUGAUCUCGAAGUGGGUUCUGUUCAAUCUCGCACCGAUCCUCUCCGUCGGGCUGCCGAAGGAGGUCGAGGAAGCCACGCUCCACUCCGUCCGCCUCCCUUCCACGCUCGUACAGAAGGAUUACAACCGCCUCUACGAGUUCUUCGGUUACUUCGGUUAACCGAGCAACUAACCGGUAACCGACCGGUCGGUUACCGGCUAACCGAAGGAUUAGAUCGGACGGUUGUCGGUAGGCUUUCUCCCUGGUGCGGUUAACCGAUAACCGACAUUUCGGUUAUCGGUUAUAACCGAACUAACUGAAAUGCCAGCCCUAUUGGCCGCGCCUACUAAUUCCCCUGAAUUAAUAGGUCGACACUAAAGAAGAAGCUGGUCAGGUCAAUAAAAAAUGGUAUUAUUCUAUACAAUACCCAAUGGAAAUGGCAGAGUCAAGAACGUGGGUUGCAUAGUUGCAUGGGGAAUAUCUGAUGUGCAUCGGAAUUCUUAAAUUUAUUUAUUUAUUUAGCAUGGGAAGUGGAAGCAGAUCUCAUUUCUGCAUUAUGAUAGAUACCCAACACGAAGUCUAUAUAUAAAACCAAUAUACGGGUAGAACAUAAUUUUUUUUGUAUAUUAUGAGGACAGGUGUUUACACUCACUCAAUGUUAAUUCUAACUCCCGUUGAUGGGAAUAUUUUGUAAUUUGUAUUGAUGAUUUGUUUUUUUAGAAAAUGGGACGCUAGAAGGGCACCCUGCCUGGUACUUAAAUUAAACGAUCUUGGGUGAUACCUAUAGUGUCAUACAGGAUCCAAAAAUUAAACGAUCUUGGGUGAUACCCAUAGUGUCAUACAGGAUCCAAAAAUUAAACGAUCUUGGGUGAUACCCAUAGUGUCAUACAGGAUCCAAAAAUUAAACGAUCUUGGGUGAUACCCAGAGUGGAAGGCAAAAAAUGCACGAUUUCCUCGAGAAUAGCCCCCAUCCGAUUAUCUCUAGUAUCAGCCGAAUAAUCUUCUCAAUAAUCACUUUGGCAUCGCCUUUGAACCGCAAUUCCGUGAAUCCGUGGCCCAGACACCAAAAGAUAGCCUCCCAGAGCACGAGCAAUUCAACCACCAUAGUGUCAUCAAUCAACAGAAUUUGAAACCCAUUAACCAUGAGGACUUCCCUAGCUGGAUUCAUAAUGACCAUCCCGCCUGCCGAAUGAGACCCGCUUCUCGUAGCCCCCAUCCCACAUAAAUCCACUAUAUUCGUCCCCCCGGGUCCAAGUGUUGCAUCAAAGGGAUGGACGGCUGAGGCACUCGAUUUGCCGGCAAACUUACCCACUCAUCAUAUUGCUCGUUAAAUUGGCGCAUCAAGGCCGAUAUCCCAAACUGUUUACCCAAAGACAACCCAGUUACGAGACCGUAAGAUCCUCCAUGGGAUGGCAACCACCGCCAUGAAAAGGAGAUGGUUUAUGUAUUAAUGACAACAACUUCUUUAGAAAAAGCGGAAAAGUAUGACGAGGCAACCCUCGGCCCAGAUACUCCAUACCUGAAAAGUCCCAAAGGGCGCGCGGGCCACCAAACAAUAAAGAAACAAGUGUUCCAUUGUUUCUGUAUCAGCCCAACAAAUCGAACAUUUGGGAAGCACAAGGACAUUCUUCUCAAGAUCUAAUCCACUCAAAAUCAUGGGACUAAAUCUGGUUAUGCAUCCUAGCUAGUCCAGACUCCAAAGGCUUUUAUAAUGACAGAUAUAAUAAAAAUGUUAACCCUUUCCUUCAAUUUUUGUUUAUUAGGGCCUCCAUCAUAGGUAUAUUAGUUAAGCCAAUAGUAUACAUGUUGAUUUUGUGUUGCAUAAUUAAUUAUUAUAGGUAUGAUGAUCGACAUAAGUAUGUGAAUGAAUACUAUGAAUAGUCAUUGGUCAGACAACUAUAGUACUGGAGCAUACAAUACUAUAUGAAAUUUCUCUAUUUAGACAAUGAAUUAAACCCAAUUUGGAGUAUGAUGCUAUCAUGACCUCUAAUGAAUAAAGUUCAAGUCU
Messenger RNA from Linum trigynum, 3453 nucleotides. NCBI's taxonomy places the organism in Eukaryota, Viridiplantae, Streptophyta, Magnoliopsida, Malpighiales, Linaceae. The record is from the annotation of a GenBank genome assembly.